Molecule: messenger RNA, 1029 nt
Organism: Cavenderia fasciculata
Lineage: Eukaryota; Evosea; Eumycetozoa; Acytosteliales; Cavenderiaceae
Gene: prmt1
Product: protein arginine methyltransferase
Exons: 4
Coding region: 1-1029 (342 amino acids)
Biological process (GO): peptidyl-arginine methylation
Cellular component (GO): nucleus
Molecular function (GO): protein-arginine N-methyltransferase activity
Source: RefSeq, a predicted model, not a curated record
AUGUCUUCAGAUGAUAUCAAGCAACAAGAUUUGGUCGAUAGAACCAAAGAGUUAACAACCUCUGAUUACUAUUUCGAUUCUUAUUCUCAUUUUGGUAUUCAUGAAGAAAUGUUAAAAGAUGAUGUUAGAACCUUGUCAUACAAGAGAGCUAUCUUAAAUAAUAGACAUUUAUUCCAAGGAAAGGUAGUUUUGGAUGUAGGUUGUGGUACAGGUAUUUUGUGUAUGUUUGCCGCUCAAGCCGGUGCCAAAUUGGUCAUUGGUGUUGACAAUUCAGAGAUUCUCCCAAUUGCUCAAAAGAUUAUCAAGGCAAACAACUUUGAAAACAAGAUUCAUCUUAUCAAGGGAAAGAUGGAAGAAGUUACUUUGCCAGUUGAAAAGGUUGAUAUCAUCAUCUCUGAGUGGAUGGGUUACUUUAUGCUCUAUGAGGGUAUGCUCGACACUGUCUUGUAUGCUCGUGAUAGAUAUUUGGCUCCAGGAGGUAUUAUCAUGCCAGACAAGGCUACUUUACAUAUUACUGCUAUCGAAGAUUCUGAUUACAAGAAUGAAAAAAUUGAAUAUUGGAAUACUGUUUAUGGUUUUGAUAUGUCUUGUAUUAGAGAAAUGGCUUUGGUAGAACCUUUGGUAGAUGUUGUUCAACCAAAAAUGAUUGUUACCACCGAUUGUUGUAUUUUAAAUAUUGAUAUUAUGACUAUUCAAAAAGAACAAUUACCAUUUAAAUCAGAUUUCAAGUUAAAGGCACAAAGAGAUGAUUUGGUUCACGCUUUUGUUGUCUAUUUCGAUAUUGAAUUCACAAAGGGAAGCAAGACCGUCUUUUUCUCUACUGGUCCACGUGCUAAAUAUACUCACUGGAAGCAAUCUAUUCUCUACAUGGACGAUGUUCUCAAGGUUUGUAAUGGUGAAGAAAUCACUGGUACCAUCGACGUCGCUCCAUUCCAACAAAAUAGACGUGACCUCAAGAUUAAAUUAGAUUAUCAAUUCAAUGGUUCACAAGGUGCUUCUUCUGCAUCAACUGAAUAUCACAUGAGAUAA